Populus nigra (black poplar) is the source of this 675-nucleotide messenger RNA. RefSeq names its product 18.1 kDa class I heat shock protein-like. Gene Ontology annotation, biological process: response to heat; response to salt stress; protein complex oligomerization. NCBI's taxonomy places the organism in Eukaryota, Viridiplantae, Streptophyta, Magnoliopsida, Malpighiales, Salicaceae. Bases 87 to 554 code for a protein of 155 amino acids. The record is from RefSeq and is a predicted model, not a curated record. The transcript has a single exon.
UCUCACAUGACGUUGAGAAAUCAAGAACAAGGAACCAGUCAGGUGAUUCACAGCAACCCAUCAAGCUACAAGAUUUUCUGGAAAAGAUGGAAAUGAUUCCAAGCUUCCUUGACAACCACCGAGGCAGAAGCAUUUUCGAUCCAUUCUCUUCUUUUGACAUUUGGGAUCCAUUCAAGGUCUUCUCUCCUUUCACUUCCACCUCAAAUUCAGCUUUUGUAAACACCCGCGUGGAUUGGAAAGAGACACCAGAAGCCCAUGUCUUCAAGGCAGAUCUUCCAGGGCUUAAAAAAGAGGAAGUGAAGGUCGAAGUUGAAGAUGACAGGGUGCUUCAGAUUAGCGGAGAAAGGAAUGUGGAGAAGGAAGACAAGAACGAUACAUGGCAUAGGGUGGAGCGAAGCAGUGGAAAGUUCUUUAGGAGGUUUAGGCUCCCCGAGGAUGCGAAAAUGGAUCAGGUCAAGGCUUCUAUGGAAAACGGAGUUCUUACUGUGACUGUGCCUAAAGAGGACCUCAAGAAAUCUGGGGACGGUGUCAAGGCUAUUGAAAUCUCUGGUUAACUGAAUGAGAGAAUGCCCAUUGAAUAUCAUGUGUUUGUAAGAAUUUUGGGUUCUUUACUGUUCAAAUGUAUUAUGUAAGUAAACAGUUUUGCUAAUAACAGUCCUUGUUUCAUCAUAAGAA